Hordeum vulgare subsp. vulgare (domesticated barley) is the source of this 729-nucleotide messenger RNA. RefSeq lists its product as uncharacterized. The record is from RefSeq and is a predicted model, not a curated record. The coding region runs from base 271 to 543 and encodes 90 amino acids. NCBI's taxonomy places the organism in Eukaryota, Viridiplantae, Streptophyta, Magnoliopsida, Poales, Poaceae. The transcript has a single exon.
CUUCACCGCUUGCGUCUGCGUACACGACCGUGAGAGAAAAGAUAAUCACGCCUCGCCAUCGCACAUGCCACACGCAAAGGCUCUAUAUAAGGAGCAGCCGAGCCGAGCAGGCAAAGGCCACCGUCGAGAUCGAAUCGUCGACACACAGUCACAGUCGCAGUCGCAGCCUCAUCAUCUGCCGCCCACAAGUGACCCCCGUACGCAACUCGUUUGCCGGCCUCUUUGGUUGACUUGAUUGAUCCGGCGAUCCAUCUCUCGCCGCCGGUGACGAUGAUGGAGGAGGCCCUCAUCUCGCCGGAGCUCCGGGACGUGCUGGCCAAGGUGGUCGUGUUCCUGCUGGUGCAGGGGCUGGUGUACCUCAUCCUCAGCAACUCCUCCGACGUCUUCUCCAAGGACAAGGGGCUCCGCUCCCUCAGCUUCCGGUCCAUGAGCGUGCGCCGCGUCCUGGCGCCGCUCUCCGACGUCCCCGUCGGCACCGACGACAACUCGCCCUCGCCUUCUUCCUGGUCGUCGCGCCGCUGGGGCAGCCGCAAAGAGGACUGAGCAGCUCCGAGGUUGGAGCGGUUGCUCAGUUCAUGGGUAGCUAUAGCUUGGUGAUUCUGAACUGCCGUGCGUUUCAGAUCUGAGAAUUGUACUUAUUUGUUAAACUUUCAUGUGAGCUGCAUUUAGACGGGGUCUUGUACAUAUGUUCAUUGACUUGAAUGGGGAGGAUGAAUUGUUUGAUUUGUA